UAUGACAGCAAUUUUAUCAAUAUAGGUUUUUAGGUUUUCGUAAAUAUAAAUAGUAAAAUUUUAUUAAAAUAAUAAUAUCUAGUAAAAGUCUUCUUUUCGUUUAAUUUAAAUAUUCAUCCUCACAAAACCAUAAUGCGAUGAAAUAAUAUCCAAUAUACGAAGAAUAUAGAAGAUUCACAAUGAUACCUUUUGCAGCUUCAGCAUUCUGCCGAAGUGUAGGAAGGCGAUAUGUUCAGAUUAAAAGUGUUUCUCCGUUAUAUUUCAGUGCUUCUAGAAUAAUUUGUGGGAAAGUUCAAGUUACUAUAACCUGUAACCGAAAAUCUAGUAGAUUUUUGCACAUAUCUGCCUACGUCAAUAGUAAAAGCGAAAUAAGAAAUUCACAAGAGCAACAAGUAAAAGAAAAUGAGCCCCAAAGGGACUCUAGUAACGUAGUUAAAAAGAAAGAUUUAAAUAACAUAACUGUAAAGACUGAGACUGAUGAUGAUAAUAAAGUAACUAAAGUGACUAUUGAGAAGUCGAAAGAUUCGACAUCUGCAUCGAAUGCAUCUAGUCAAGCCGUUGCACAACCAACUAAGAAAAGACUUCUAAUUGAUUUUUCUGCUUCUUACACUGAAAGGAAUUUCAUAACACCGAUGCGUGCAAUGACAGAGUACUUACUGAAGCAGACAGAUCUAGAAUCUUUGCCUAAAGUGCUCCGUCGUUCUCCUUAUGAAUCAGAACCUCCUAUUACUGUUUAUUACAGAAAAGAUGUUGAAGCUAAGGCUAUUGAAGUAUGGGGGUCAAAAGAUAGUCUAGAUAAAGAACUUCUAAGAAGAGAAUUAGAUAGGAGGAGAUAUGAACAAGAUGUAUUUACCGUUAAAAGGAGGCUCAGGAAUUAUAGGAGAGAAAUGGGUCACAAACGUCUCAAGCAUGGAGUUGAAGAGAUGGGUUUGAAAACAGUUUCAGGCAGAGUUGUACUUACUGCAAUCGGAAUCAAUGGAUGCAAUUUUCUUUUUAAACUGUGUGCGUGGCUGUACACAGGAUCACACAGCUUAUUUUCAGAAUGCAUUCAUUCUCUAGCUGACACAGUGAAUCAGUUGAUUCUGGCAUAUGGAAUUCACAAGUCAGUGCAGAUAGCAGAUCCUGAUCAUCCAUAUGGGUAUACAAACAUGAGAUAUGUAUCGUCUUUGAUAUCGGGUGUCGGUAUCUUCUGUGUCGGUUGCGGCCUGUCCUUCUAUCAUGGGGUCAAUGGGAUUAUUGAUCCCCAACCGCUACAUGAUUUUUAUUGGGCUUAUUUCGUCCUUGGCGGCGCUGUGGUGUCAGAAGGCGCAACUCUAAUGGUGGCUCUUAGCGCUAUAAGGAAAGGGGCAAAAGAAGCUAAUAUGUCAUUAUAUGAAUACAUAAUGCGCAGUUCAGACCCGUCAGUGAACGUAGUCCUAUUCGAGGAUACAGCGGCAGUGGCCGGCGUGGUGGUGGCCGGCACUUGUAUGGCGAUCUCGCAGUACACGGGCAGCCCGCUGCCGGACGCGAUUGGCUGCUUGCUCGUGGGCACGCUGCUGGGGGGCGUGGCCUCGUUCAUCAUACUGAGCAACGUGGGCGCGCUGGUUGGCCGAUCCAUUCGUCAAGAGCAACUGGAUGAAAUCAACAGCGUGUUGGAGCGCGACUUCAUGAUUCGAGCUAUACACGACGUGAAGGGAAUCGAUAUUGGCAGCAACCUCAUUAGAUACAAGGCCGAAGUUGAUUUCGAUGGGCGAGCUCUAACAAGGUCAUAUUUGGAAAAACACGAUCUCAAUGCUUUGUUGGAAGAUAUGAAGAAAAUUCAAACGAUCGACGAUGUAGAAGCGUUCCUCCUGAAACAUGGCGAGAACAUUGUUGAUAUGUUGGGAGGUGAAAUAGAUAGGAUAGAAUUAAAAUUGAGGAAAAAGUUUCCUCAAAUUCGACACUGUGAUUUGGAGAUACUUUGAAUAUCCAGCUAUAAAAAGAGUUGUAAGCUAUUAAUGUUUAGAGUGAUUAUAGUUAUAAAUAGGUUUCAAUUACAGUCACAUUAAUAAAUUAUAUCCGAAAAUCAUGUGAUAUGUUUUGACUUUUGACACCAAAAAAAUAUUAUUUUUUGACAUAUUAUAGAUGUUUAUUUUGCGUGGAUUUACUCUCUACUUUUGCGUCGAUAUCAAUAUUGUUAUGUUGUUAAUACUAUAUGCGCCUCGAAUAAUGCGACAAAAAAUUGUACACCCAAUAAAUGCGUUUUGUUUAAAUUAUUAAUGUAUAACAAUUAACAAAUACAAUACAAAUAUAAAAAGCAAAACGAAGCUCUUAACCUUUUUUCACUACAAAUGAUAAGUUAUUCAUUUUGUAUUAAUAUUGCAUAGAAAUUAUUUCACCACUUGAUGAAAAAAAGCCUUAACAUUAUUUAAAUAAAGAUUUAAAACUAUGUGUAAGGUAAUGUGGCGAGCUUGUUGCUUAUUUAUACUAUGUAUAUUCAAUGUACUAAUAUAUAAUCGGUUCGGCUUUGAAAUUCCUUCAUUUAUACUGGGAAUGCAUUGCAGCUUUAAAGUUAAUUCUCUUUUUAACGAGAGAAGACAUUCCACGUAAAGCAGUGAAUGGUUUACCCAGGGACAAAUUAAAGACAAUAUUCAUCUAUUUCUUUAAUAACUAAUCAUAUUAAUAUAAUCUAAAAACGAUUUUUGAGGUGAUUGUUUUAAUAUUGAUUACAAAAUAUAAUAAAAUGGAUUUAAACUAGACUAGAUUAUUAACUAAAUCUUGUCCAUCUUGUCUUUUAGGGAAUACUGAACUCCGACUCUGAAAUAGAAUAGACAUUUGUUGUUGCAACUACUGCGAUUUAUAGAUAUAACAAUAAAUUAAUACAAAAAAGAAA
Messenger RNA from Colias croceus (clouded yellow), 2851 nucleotides. RefSeq names its product zinc transporter 9 (gene ZnT49B). Gene Ontology annotation, molecular function: monoatomic cation transmembrane transporter activity. The coding region runs from base 180 to 1943 and encodes 587 amino acids. The transcript is spliced from 12 exons. The record is from RefSeq and is a predicted model, not a curated record. NCBI's taxonomy places the organism in Eukaryota, Metazoa, Arthropoda, Insecta, Lepidoptera, Pieridae. Gene Ontology annotation, cellular component: membrane. Gene Ontology annotation, biological process: transmembrane transport; zinc ion transport.